AUGCACAUCGUCAACCUGCUGCCUGCCUUGUUGGCCACCAUCCCCGUUGUUGCCGCCAGCCCCGCUGCCACCAGCCCCGCUGCCACGUCCAGAGGUACUCUGGGGUUGGCCCUGGGUGACAAGAACGCGGACGGCAGCUGCAAAGCAACCAGUGAUUACGAGGCUGAUUUCGAGGCGUUGAAGAGUGUUACGAACAUCGUCCGUAUCUACUCUGCGAGCGACUGCAAUACUGCUCAGAAUAUUAUUCCUGCCGCAAAGCUCAAGAAUUUCAAGGUCGUCUUGGGUGUCUGGCCGGAUACCACCGAUUCUUUCAACAGUGAUCUCAAUGCCUUGAAGCAGUCUGUUCCUGGCAAUGAAAAUGUCGUCAGCGCAAUCACUGUCGGCUCAGAAGUUCUCUACCGCAACAGUCUUACUGCCCAACAGCUUCUGAGCCUCAUCCAGCAAGUGCAGGCUCAGUUCCCAAACGUGGCCGUGGGCACUGUGGAUAGUUGGAAUAAAUUUGCAGAUGGAACUGCUGAUCCCAUCAUUCAAGGCGGUGUCACGUACUUAUUGGCCAAUGGGUUCGCUUACUGGCAGGAUGUUUCUAUCGACAAUGCCCACUCCGUCUAUUUCAGUGAUGUCAACGAUGCGAAGAACCAUAUACUCCAAGUCGCUGGCUCAAAUGCUAGCAAGAUUCGCUUCGGUAACGGCGAGACUGGCUGGCCGACCGAUGGAGGAUCGGACUAUGGCCAAAACUCCAAAGCCGGCACCAAGAAUGCUGAGACGUAUUACCAAACGUCUGUCUGCGACAUGCUAGCCUCGGGAGUAGACGUCUUUUACUUCGAGGCUUUUGACGAGUCGUGGAAGCCCAAUAGCGUUGGAGACAACGGCCAGUCGAUGGAUGAGAAACAUUGGGGACUCUUCACUGCCGAUCAUCUAGGUCCCUCCGCAUCUUCCGCCAAUUCGGCGCUUUCUCCGCCGCCGCCGCCGCCAUCUUUCACCCAACCGUUCAGUCUCCGGGUUGAUUCGCACUUGACUGUCCCAUUGACCUCGUUUCCUACCUCGCCCCAAACGUCAAGCCUUUCGGUUGCUGGAUCCCCUGGCCGGUCGAUCUCCCGCAGCGUUACGCCGAACCCCCCGAACUCACUGCCCAUCCUACCCAAAUAUCGAGGCGCUUGGGAAUCCUCGACCUCAUCACCGGAGAAUAGAAGGGCAGAGAGCAGCGUCUACUACACAACCGCCUGGGGCUCACCGUAUGCUGCACCUAGCCCUCGGACAAUUUCGUGGUCAUUGAGUCAGUCCGCCGUUGCUGUAGAUCGUGGUUCCGGAAAUAGCUCUCCGGCCUCGAUGCGCAGUGGUGUCCAACACGGUCUUGAAACGAAUCAAUCCGACCUUUUGAGACCUUCUGCCCGAGACAACUCAACCCGACGCCCAUAUAGCCGUCUGCUGAGUCGGUCCCCGUUCGGUAGGAAAGGAGGGAAAUCGAUCAAGGACUUCACGCAGGACUGGAUCAACCAGUACCUCUCAGGUCAACCCAGAACAGAGCGUGGUAACUGGCUGAGUGACGAUUCAGGAAGCGAAGCUCCCUCGUUCUUUACAGCGCAGAACUUCGCAGAAGACACUUCUGACGACUGGCUGGGUCUGGAACAGGACGCUCUCGACGAAGACCUCCUGAGAACCCCAACGCUCGCCGACUUUGGAAGCCGGAAAACAGCCACUGGUCGCGGAGAAGGCAGUAAGAGGAGUAAAGACUCUCUGCACAAAAGAACGGAUACGUUACGGCAGGAGGACUUUUGGGGUUUCGCCUACGAUAAGGACCCCCCGUUGAUAACCAUGGAUUCCACAGACGCACACGUCCCCGCCGGGCCGUCGCAACCGCAGGCACCGCCAUCCUUAUCGAUCGAGAAACCGCUGCCCCCACCCCCCGCAGACGAAGUCACAGAUACACCGACCAGUGCAGAACAUCCGCAAGAGCCCGUCGAUUCUCCAGCCGUGAAAAGCCUCGGAUCAGAGCAGACCAUUGUUCAACCGCUGGUACAACGACAACGGAAGAAGCUGAUUUGGCGUGGCAAAGUAUGCAAUAUCGCGCUGCCGUUCGAUGACAGGAGAGGCACAGAGGAGUCUGGAUAUCGGCUCCUGACUGUCGAUGAUGUCGAAGAGCGAUUGCGGAGUCUUGAAGAACAAGGGUACGACACCCGCGGGUUCAGUGUUUGCGCGUCAGAUGACUUAACGGAUUUGGGACUGGGUGGUCUGAGUCGCCCAAUAUUUCCGGAUCCGCGAGAAAUGCAUGAGGACUUUGUCUCUGGCAAGUUCGGCGUUGGAUUUCCUGACAAAGCCGAAUGGGAUGCAUAUGUCGCUUUCCUCCAAGAAGAAAAAUUGCGGGCUCUCGGUGUAUCUCUAGGAGAUGAUGAGCCCAAGCCGUCUAUUUCGCCUGCUUUGAGCCAGAUGGCCUCCUUCCCAGGUCUCGUCUCAUCACCCCCGAUCCCAACGGCAUCAGCCGCCAGCAAUCCGUUGUCCAUGUCUCAUCACUUCUCACCGCAACUGAGCCAGCCAGGAAACCCUGCAACUGGCCUGGCUUCGCUGGCUUCUCCGGCCUCUCAGUUCAGUAUCCAGACGCCGUUCUUGGGAGUCGAUCAGAAUCUGAUACCACCGUACUCGAUGCCUUUUCAACCUACUCCGCCAGCACAAAAUUCUCUCACGCCUCAAAGUUUCUUCAACCCUCGACAACCUGGUGCCGCGUCUACCCUGGCUGGCACAUUACCUAACCUCACCUCAAUCCUGUCUCCUGUCUCUCCUCUGAAUGAGCAUGGCGCUUUUCACCCCGGCUUUGGCGAUCCCAACUUCGUUGACCCUGGUUAUGGCGAGCAUAUGGGCAUUCCAAAGGAAUCGUACGGCGAACACGACAUCCUUGCUAAUGCUGCCGAAGGGCAGCUAUUACGUCCUCUUCACACCCCCACGGAGAAUCUUGAUAACUUCCAUGCUUCUAAUGUUGAAAUUGCUCAACCGACGCCGCGCGGUCACAGUCAUGGCCACAAUCUGAGUGAGACUCUUCAGAAGGGACUGGACAACUUUGCGCCUGCCUAUCGCUUGGAAGAGUCAUUUGAUAGACAGCAGCUCGAAGCUAAUGACCGCGAUCAACAUCUGGGUCACUUUGAUGGUACUGAACUCCUGAAGUCUCGGUGGGCUUUUGGAGACAACCUGGGAGUCCAGCAGCUACCGCAGCACAUGCAUCAGUUCUACGACGGAAACUAUUCUGGAGAAAUCGCUCAUGAGGGUUCAGACAUUGAUACCAAUCCAAGCCUGUCGGGCACGCCCCGGCGCGCAGCGCAUGUCAACAAUGUGCCUUGGCAUCAGUCAAGACCUAGUGCUGGCUCUUACGUCGGCGGGCACCGUUCGAAGCUUUCCGCAUCUUCUCUCAAUGUUGAUGCUAAAGAAUUCAAACCCACUGCAGCGCCGACGUCCCAGGCGUUCACAUUCCAAGACAACUCUUUCCAAUUCCAAGCGGGCGGAAACCCCGUGUUUACAUUUGGUGGACAACCUGAAUUCAAGCCUGGCAACAAUGGCUUCGGUUUGAACGCUCCUCCUGCCUUCACCCCUGGGGUCCCCAACAACAACACGAAACGAACCACUGGGUCAGGCGAAUUCAAAUUCUCUACGGCUUCAUUCAAUGUUGCAGCUCCUGCAUUCAAUCCUGGUGGUAGCACUUACUCUGCUGCCACGCCGCAAGAAACUCCAAACACUCAGACCAAGAUUUUCAGCGACGUCGACCUUUCUCAGGCGUCGUCGAAAGCUUCCAAGAAAUCCAAGGCCAUUCCUAUUGUACGACCGGAUGAAGUCGACGAGGAUAGACGAAGCAAGGAUGAGGACGAACAUAACAGUGGCAGACCAGGCCGUCCAGACCGUCACAAGCGUGCUCGCCGUGGCGAGGAACUUUCAGAGACCGAGGCUCAGCUCAAUGUACCUGCUGCAUUAGCAGAAGCGAGCAACCUUCAGUCUUCUCAUUUGCGUCAGCCAUCCCACCAAUCUGCUGCUGGUAAGGAGAACAUUUUACCUGGCGAUGGAGGCGCACAUUCCGCUGUUCCAAAAACUCUUUCCGCGCAAGACGAGAAGUUUACCGCAAGGAAAGAUACUCCCAUCAGCGAGGCUUCGACCUGGAUUCCACAUGAGUCAAGGAUCGAGAGUAGUGUUGCUGUGCCGGAGUCUGAAUUGGAAAUCAAGCACACUGCGCCAGAGCCGUUCAGUCAGGUCCAAGAAACCAUUGAGCGCGACGCUGCCGAACACCAAGAACAAGUUAUCCCCGACUCUACCGACAAGAUCCUACCUUCUGCUGAGUUGGAAGCUACAUUUGCGAAGCAACCCACCAAGGCCGCUAGCCUACACGCCACACCAAAACGGGAGCGAAUCCCUGAGCCAGCUCAUGUGGAGGAUGAUGAUGAAGACUCUCCGGAUGAGGAAGAGCUUAAUGCUAUCAUGGAGCAGCUGAACGAUGAUUCGGACGUUGGCAUUGAGCGGAUAAGCACUCCUCAGCCUAAGAGCCAUGUUCCUGAAUCUGUCAUGCAUGUGACCAAGGAGAAACGCCACGUUCCAGCUGAUAUCAGAAGCGAGGCCCCAAGCCCAAGCCCGGGACGUGGUCCAGCCCCUAAUGCAUUGGACGUGCCCAAGCUUGACUUCGAGGCUCAAUCCCAAUUCUCUGCCUCUCCUUCAAAGGGUGCAGUUUCUGGCUUCCCUUCACCAGUCCGUCUACUCGUGAGCCGAACCGAGCACAUCAGUGAUUGGGAUGAUGUCAUCUCCUCGGGCGAGGAUGAGAAACUGGUGAACCGAAGUCGAUUCUUCGAUCGUCGAAUCAAUGAUCUUGUGGGUUCGACUAUCGACGAACGGCUGACGCCGCUAGAGCGAGCGCUCGGGGUGAUCCAGGAGUCUAUCAUGGCUCUCACCUCCGGCUCCCAUACCAGACUCUGGAGCGCAUCUGCCGACGGUGACAACAGUGAUGCUGACGAUGAAGAAGAUGAGUACGAAGAAAAUGCAUCUUUCAGUACCAGAUCUCAUCUACGUCAAAGAGAAAAGCUUGACAAGCUGAAGAGUGUCGUCCUGGAAGCACUAGCGUCUCACGCACCCCAACAGGUCAAAAAUGAACUCGCAGUCUCCGAAUUCGCCCAGCUGCGCGAAAGCGUUUCUGCGUUACAAGCCCUGACCAUUCAGAAGUUGUCGCAGGACCCAGCGGCCGAGCUCAGAGAGAUGAUGCAAGAGCUGAUGUCAACGCAGCGUGAUGCGCGCUCUUCUGAGACGGAUGAGGUCCCCACCGAAAGUCUGAUGCUUCAAAUCGAAGGUUUGAAGAACAUGCUUCGACUAUCUGAUGAGCGUGCGGACCAGGAGUACAAACUCCGAAGGGAGGCCCAAGACUCUGUUGCAGAACUGCAGCGACUCCUGAAGGUUGUCGAAGAGGAUGCUGUCCGUCACAGCGAGGCAGCAGAAUCUGCCGAGGCCCGGUUGCUGCACUUCAAAGCAGAAAAGAUCCCUUACUAUGAAACUGUUCAGCACAGAGCCGACACGCUGGAGCAGGAGCACAAAACGAUGAAACUCACUCUUGCUGAGCUUUCGUCCAAGAACAUCUCGCUUCAGGGCACUCUCGAUGAGUACAGGGUCACGGCCGAUAACUACAAACGUGACAGCGAACAAUCCAAGGCUGCUCUUGAGGAGGCCAAGACCGAGAACAAGAGUCUACAUGGCAUCGUUGAGCAGUUGAAAACACGCCUUGAAGACGGUAUGACCGUCCGGCAGAACCUCGGUAAUAAGCUGGAUCGUCUCCAGGAGGAGAUGGCGACUGUAAUUCGGGAUGUGACGCGUGAUCAAACCUCGUGGCGCCGACGUGAGGAAGAACUCAACUCCAAGUACAAUGAGUUGCGUGCUGCCUAUGGGCGGGAAUCGAAGCUGCGCGAGAAGCUAGAGUACGACAUCGAGGGCCUUGAGCAAAAGGAGCGCGAAGCGGCGAAGCUGAAGUUCAUUUUUGGUCAAUCUCAGCAGGAAAAUGCAAGGCUCGAAGAGCUAGUGGCCAACUUGCGUAUUCAGAACCACGACUUGGAGCUCAAAGCCGCUCGGUUCGAGCGUGAGUUCAAUGAGGCGCGCGAGAGCAGUCGCAUGGAGAUCCAACGCACCAGAAACUCACUGGAAUCGGAUCUGGAUGCCGCUAACAGCCAGGUGAACAUCGUUCGGGCUGAGUUGGAAGCACAAAUUCUUCGUCUACAAAGUCAAAUGGACAAUGUACGACUCGACAACGACACCGCUCGAGAACGUUACGAGCUCUUGUUAGAGGAGGCAGCUGAUAGUAAGGCCAAUGCCCUGGCAGCGGCCGCUCAAGCGCAAGAGCUGGCUGUUGAAGAGCAGCGCCGAAGCCACGAACGCGUUCUGAAUGACCUGCGGGAACGCCAUGCCCGUGCCCUGCACAAUGCCUCGGAAGAUAGACAGCGCGGCGAGGGUCAUCUCCUCGAGCGAUUGGCGUUGUCUGAAGACAAGGCCAACCAUCUUCAAGAACGUGUGCAGCAUCUGGAAGAGAGACUCCAGAUCGCCCAAGAAGCUGCUCGUGCUGCUGCCGAAGCAGCUCAGAGUGCCAAGGCAGGACCCAGCCCCGCUCCAGCAGCGCAAACCAGCACCCCUUCGAUGUCAUACCCCAAUGGAUCUAUGGUCCCUGAGAAGAUUUCUCCCCAGGCAUUGAGAGAAUCGAUUUUGGUUCUUCAGGACCAGUUGCAGCAGCGUGAGACCCGCAUCGAAGAGCUGGAGCAAGAGAUCUCUGCUGUCGACAAGGAUGCGCCCAACAAGAUCAAGGAGAGGGAUACUGAGAUCACCUGGCUGCGUGAGCUGCUUGGCGUUCGGAUCGACGAUCUCCAGGAUAUCAUCAACACCGUGUCACAGCCUGCCUUCAAUCAGAAUGCCGUCCGUGACGCUGCGAUUCGCUUGAAGGCUAAUCUGCAAAUGCAACAACAGGAAAGAGAAAGAAUGUAUUCUGGACAGGCUUUCCCGAGCCUCCCUUCGCUUGCGGAACUGACAGCUUCACCGCGCUCGCUUCCACUUGCGGCCGCGGCCGCCUGGGGCAACUGGCGCAAGGGGAGGGAAAGCGUCAGCUCUGAGCAGACUCCAUCCAAGCCGGGAGGUGCCGGCUCGUUUCUUUCCGGGCUCUUGACACCACCUGCCAGCCAUCUCCGCCAGACGUCCAACUCGAGUACGCUAGCGGCAGCGAGCGGUAGACGCCCAUCGGAGACUCGACCAUUGAGGAAGUAUGAUACGACGCCCAAGCAAUCAUCUACGCGCGCCAGCCGGAUGCGUGAGCUCCCUAGUACCCCGCCCCUUCUUCGACGGUCGAGCUAUGAUCACGACGCCGAACCAACCGAUUACGCACACAGCUCUUUUCAUGAAGAUGCAGAAAGCACGGCCGACGGCUUAGUAUCAGCCUCACCGCGGGAGACGAUCGAUGGGCCCUUCGGACCUGAGAUCGCAUCUUCUACCUCCUCUUAG
Molecule: messenger RNA, 7485 nt
Organism: Aspergillus saccharolyticus JOP 1030-1
Lineage: Eukaryota; Fungi; Ascomycota; Eurotiomycetes; Eurotiales; Aspergillaceae
Product: putative myosin class II heavy chain (MHC)
Exons: 5
Coding region: 1-7485 (2494 amino acids)
Biological process (GO): carbohydrate metabolic process
Cellular component (GO): cytoskeleton
Molecular function (GO): hydrolase activity, hydrolyzing O-glycosyl compounds
Source: RefSeq, a predicted model, not a curated record